Molecule: messenger RNA, 4530 nt
Organism: Eublepharis macularius
Lineage: Eukaryota; Metazoa; Chordata; Lepidosauria; Squamata; Eublepharidae
Gene: BMP3
Product: bone morphogenetic protein 3
Exons: 3
Coding region: 140-1552 (470 amino acids)
Biological process (GO): SMAD protein signal transduction; BMP signaling pathway; osteoblast differentiation
Cellular component (GO): extracellular region
Molecular function (GO): cytokine activity; growth factor activity
Source: RefSeq, a predicted model, not a curated record
GGAAGCAGCCCCGCGCCUCCGACGCGCUCCCUCGGCCAGCCCACCUGCUGCCCGGCCCGGGCGCGCCCGCACGCACGCCUGCCUGCCUGCCUGCGACGCGGCCCCGCUCCCGGCUGCCCGGAGCCCCGAGGCGGGCGGGAUGGCCGCCUCUCCCCGCGCCCUGCUGCCGCCGCUGCUGCUGCUGUGCCUCGGCCUGGGCUGCCGGAGCCUGCUGGCGGCGGGGCGGGAGCGCGCGGGCGGCCUGGGCAGAAGCAGCGGCGGGCCCGGCGGAGGCCGGAGCCGCGCGGCAGGUGGCGGCGACGCGGACCCCGCCGACGUGGUCUCGGCGCACAUGCGGCGCCUCUACGACAGCUACAGCCGGCGGCCCGACGAGGCGGCCGGCGCGCCCCAGCAGCUGCUCCACCUCCGCGAGGGCAACACGGUGCGCGGCUUCCGAGCGCUGCCGGCAGGGAUUCCCGGUAACAAAGAAGUGCACGUUUUCAAUCUGACCUCGCUCACAAAGUCCGAGAACAUCUUGUCAGCUCUGCUGCAUUAUUAUGUUGGGGACCUUCAGAACAGCAGCGUAAAUUGCCCUCGCCUCAAGGGCUGCUUUCAUCAUGGGCCCAGGAAACCUGAUGUGCAGAUCAACCUCUCGCUGUUGAGUUUUCCGUCAUCAGGAAACCAGAGUCGGACCUUGGGACGUUACUCAAUCAAUAUCUCCACUGCGUAUCGGGAUGUCCUUUCUUGGCAGUGGAAGAACAUCACCCAUGUCCUGAGCAAGGCAAAACAGAAUAAUGAACUACUCAUCGGAGUCAAAAUGGCCUCCCUCGGCCAUCACUCUUGGAAGAGGAUGCAUCCAACUUAUGAACCCUACAUCCUUGUCUAUGCAAAUGACUCCGCCAUUUCAGAACCGGAGAGUGUCGUUUCUAGCUUGCAAGGGCACUGGACUCCCCUGCCCGGAGGAUUCUCUAAAUUCGACAGCCAUUCCAAAGCUGGUCUGGGUGAACGGCGAGAAAAGCGCUCCACCGGCAUCCUCUUGCCUUUGCAGAACAACGAGCUUCCAGGUGCGGAGUAUCAAUACAGCGAGAAUGAAGGAUGGGAAGAAAGGAAGCACUACAAAACGCUCCAGCCGCGGCUGGCCGAGAGGACCAAGAACAAGAAAAAGCAGAGGAAAAACAAUAAUCAAAAAAGCCAGACGCUCCAGUUUGACGAGCAGACCCUCAAAAAGGCAAGGAGGAAGCAGUGGAAUGAGCCGCGCUAUUGUGCGCGGCGCUACCUCAAAGUGGACUUCGCAGAUAUUGGCUGGAAUGAAUGGAUUAUUUCUCCUAAAUCUUUCGAUGCCUAUUAUUGCUCAGGUGAAUGCCAGUUCCCUAUUCCAAAGGCCUUAAAGCCAUCCAACCAUGCCACCAUCCAAAGCAUAGUGAGAGCUGUGGGGGUCGUCUCCGGGAUUCCCGAGCCUUGCUGCGUCCCGGACAAGAUGUCGUCUCUCAGCAUCUUAUUCUUUGAUGAAAAUAAGAAUGUGGUACUCAAAGUUUAUCCCAACAUGACAGUGGAGUCUUGUGCGUGCAGAUAACAUUUUUCCUUAGCCCGCGGAGCCUUAUCUGCGUCCAUACUUCCAACCCUGCUCAUUGACUUUGCUUAAUGGUUCCUCCACACACACACACACACACACACACACAUUUUGCACUGCCAAUGCAUUUCAUUCUCCAAAGUUUUAUAAACAGUAUGAAUGAAUGGAAGAGCAGAAGGCAAGAAGGAACAGACCCACUUAAUUCCAGAACAUGGAAGGAUCCGACUGUAACUUUCUUACUGUGAGGAUAUGGAGGGGCGGGGAUGGGGUGAAAGACAACAGCAGCACAGGUAACAAACUGUUUGUGUUGCAAGAUAUUCAUGGUGGGAAACAAGACGUCUGCAGACAACUUGAUCGUGAUGAUUUGGAGGUUGGCUGGAGGAGCCUUUUUGGAGAAAGAUUUUCUAGACCGCCAAAAUCAUGAAGGCUUUGCCCAUUCUUCCAGAGACUCUCUUCCUAAUCCAAUCCUUUAAAAGAGUAAGAAAAUCAAGUUUGAGACAUUUCUUCUUGACGUAGAUCUGUGUUACACUGACAGUGGCAGUGAACCCCUGAAAUCACAUCCCUGUCUUCAGUGCAGCAGAACGAGGAGAGGCGGCAGAACCUGGUCUGUCAGGGGAUACCCACAGCCAGCUGCUUUGUGGUAAAGUUACUACAGCCACAACCCCCUUUAUUCUGGCAGUGGGCCAGGGGUCUCCAAUCUUUUUGAGCCUGUGGGCACCUUUGGAAUUCUGACAUGCAGCGGUGAGCACAACCACAAAAUGGCUGGUGCAGGAGGUAGAGCCAACCACAAAAUGGCUGCCACAGGAGGUGGAGCCAACCACAAAAUGGCUGCCACAGGAGGUGGAGCCAACCACAAAAUGUCAAGGAGUGAGAUUAUGCAUAACUUUAAAAGUAACUCCUCAGCAUUUCAGGCAGAAGCUCUGCUCAACAGGACACUUUUAAAAAUGAACACACAGUAGUGCAGUGAAAAUCCUUGUACUGUGGUGGCAGCUGUUCCUGAAGCAACUUUUUAGAAAUCUUCAGAGCCAACCAGACUUUCAGUGGCCAAUCAGAAGCCCUGCUGGGCAAAAGCCCCACUUGGCCCCCGUCCACUUUCUAAAAACAAUUGGUGAAUACCAGGAAAGGUGUUGCCAAGUGCCGUGGAGCACACAGCCACCACGUUGGGAACCCCAGCAGUAGGCCUUUGUUUAAACAUGACACUUGGUAAUUUUUUUUUAAUUCCACAUUAACCUGUGCAGGGUUCCAUAUGCACAGUAUCAUAUUUAAACUGCUUUGUUUUUAUCUGUAUACGGAAUAUUUACACUCCAGUACAAUCCCUGGCAUGUUAAUAUGGCAUGCCCGGGCACUGUAGUAUGCGGUAUCUAGACCAGCACCACAGUUUUAAAAGAAACCUCUCUGACGAAGAGUGUCAUGUCGUCCUGAGGAAUACUGGUAUGAAGAGAGCUUGUGCUGUCAAGUAACAGGGUGAUACAAGAUCCAUUUUGGCUUGCUAGUGGUCAAGUCCUGAAUCUUUUUGUAGCUUCCUUGAAUCAUUUGGAGUCAAGUUGUCUUACAUUGUGAGCUUUGUAUGAACCAUGGAAUGGAUAUAGAGCCCAGUGAAGUGAAUUUCCUUAGCCAUCACCAUCUCACGGUGCACAUGGAACACCAGGAAUCUCCAAAUGUGACGCGUUUCCUAGCACCCAUUUGUUGCUUCCCCAAAUUAAAUAGUCCUUGCUUCCCUCCACCUUGUUAGAGCAGAGAAAGUGCAUCAGAAGAACCUAGGAGAAGAACCCAGAAGACACCUUCAUGUCUGCAAGGAGCACCCAUUCAGUAGACUACUGUCUCCAUCGUAAGAGGAUGUUUUGACUUUCAGCCUUGCCAGUUUGUGAUUGGCCUCCAGCCCUAGAUGGAUACCAUCUUAUUGUAUCCAAGUCAUUCUCAAAAUUCCAAAAUGCCCAGAGGCUCAACGAGAUUGGAGACCCUUGCAGUAUACUCUCUACCUUUGAGGCUCAAUGGUCUAGCCAUGAGAUUGUCUUUACUUUGGAGAGCCAUCAGUUUAGCAGAAAUGAAGUCAUUAGCCCGUGAUCUCAUUCCCCCCACAAGUCUUGUCUGAGGAAUAGGGGACCAGUGGCCAAGUAUAACAGUAGCUUGGUUUCCCUACUUCUAGCCCAUUCCAAUGAAAAGGAGGACCGCCUGCAUUAGGCUAAGGGUGGUGGCAGUAGUGUCCGCCACCACACAUCCUUGCGCGUUGUAGAGCUUGGGUACCUUUCAAUGGCUAUGCAUCACACAGAAGAUCCUAAGUGCCUCCCCGUCUCUUAUAAUGAAGCCCGGUGAGCUGCUUUCUUGCAGCUAAAGCGCUGCAGAAUGGGACUUCGACACUUUAAUUUCCAGCUCACCGGAGAUAACGCAGCUUCAAAGGGCUGAAUCUUUUCUUAUUGAGAAGCUGGUACAUUCAUUAUUAAGCUAUCUCCUUCUCCAUGUAAAAAAAAAAAUUAAAAUAAGACUUUGUACAUUUUUUUUUACACUUAGGAAAUUAAUGCUUGUACAGUUGGCGUCAGUAAAGUAAAAAAGCCAAAGGAUAUUUGUAUAUGGAAAGAAGCUUUUAUUAAUGCCUUUAAUUUAUUUUAUGUCUGUUGCCUUCCUGUGUGUUCAUUUCCACCUUCUAGUAUUAUUAACACACACUGGUUUUCUACAUUAAUUUUUAGAGCUGCAAGUCUUCCCAACCAAACGUGCAUGUCACAGACACACUGGGAAGGAUAUUUUUUCACUACUGAUGUAUAAGCUUGCUUGUCUCAUGUCUGUGCCCCUCCUUCAAUAAUAGGAUUUUUUCCCCACUGCAAACUACUAUGUGCAAGAUUGUGUAAAAAAAGAAAGAAACCCACACUUUUCAUGCAAGGCUUAGUUUUCUUUCUUGAUUCCUGAUAACUAGAAAGAAUGUUUAUUCUAUGCAAGCUUGUUUGAAAUAGAAUAAAGUAAAAUACCAGCCUUUGUUUGCAAAGGGA